Molecule: messenger RNA, 4401 nt
Organism: Neospora caninum
Lineage: Eukaryota; Apicomplexa; Conoidasida; Eucoccidiorida; Sarcocystidae
Exons: 1
Coding region: 1-4401 (1466 amino acids)
Source: RefSeq, a predicted model, not a curated record
AUGAGCGGUCCGGUGCCAGCUCCGUCGGUGGAGGCCCGACAAGGGUAUGGCGCAUUUGCGUCCUCAACGUCUUCCCAGCAGAAGAACCUCUCGCGUCGAGGAACGGAGCUCAUGGCUGAAGAGGCGACUGAAGCAGUGCACACUCGACCAGGCAGUCCCGACAGACGUCGAUUCUCCUCCACCUCCCAACUCUCUGGCGUCGACGCCGGCGAUCACGAACCAUCGCCGACAGGGGCGGCUCGACGGAGUCGUCGAGGUCUCUCGCUUUCCAGACUCGGCGGGCGUCACGCUAUUCUUCCAGACAGGCGUCUCGGGCUUCGACUGCUGUCUGUGUUUAUCACCGUCAGCUUGGGCAUCUAUCUCACCAAAUAUGCUUUUCGCUGCAUCUUGCCGUCUCGACUUGCUGGCCAGAGUUCGGAAACAGCCUCCUCUGGCCUACACGAGGGGAGGCCUCUUUUCCCGCUCUCUGUUUCAAUUUCGUCGGCAACUCGACAUGCGCGCCGUCUGGCGGCAGCGGAUGGGAAUGGCGGCAGCGGUGAAUCUCAGACGGAUACAGAAUCCAGUGAAGAGAUCAAGGGCUCUUUCUGCGAGUCCCCAGGAGAGAGCGGAGCUGUGAGUGCCGGGCUGUUGGCGAGUUCGGGUGAAAAUGACCAAGGGAGGGAAGCCCCAACCGGAGGCGCACGGGCGCCUGCAGUAGGGACGACUUCCUACGUCUUGGGAGUGGGAGGCUGGGGGGGUGACCCGCCAGGAGACCAUCACGGUGGCCAAGUAGACGCGUCUUCGUUCAGCGGAUUGGCACAUUUUGAGCAUCCGCCAGGGUCCAGAUCUGCAGAGGCCGGCUGGCUCCGUCAUUUCGCUAGCCAGUUGAUGAACCUGGCUGCGGAAGCGUCAUCUGUAUUGCCCAAGGCAGUGCAUAGCGCCGAUUAUGUAAGAGCAGCCCUCCAGGAGCUCACCGAUCUCUAUGCCAGGAUACGUGCCCAGGCCGAGGCCGUCGAGAAUGGAGGUGAAGCUGACGUACUGAACAAAAGGCCUGGCGACACCACACCCUCUGGAGGUAGCAGUGGACACGGAAGGACUCAGGAAGGUGGCAGCGAAGGGAAACACAUUCAAAUCACCCAAUCCACAACGAGCAGCCGGAGCGGCCCAAGAGAUGUGCCCGUUUACGACACAGGGCCCGGGAGGCCCCGCACCUCCCUCUUCGCUGGACUGACCUCUUGGAGAGGGAAAGGAUCCUCCUUGGGAACAAUUUUCGAAUCAGGCAAUUCCGAGCAACAGACCGAAGGCGAUGAAGACGACGAUUGGGUGCAGAGCAGGAGCGCGUUCUUCAAGAUAGGCACGAGCGGCGGAGAAGAUGAACAAGACAACUCUUCGCUGGAGGAGGCGCUGUCUGUCCUGCGAGGAGAGGAGGACUCCGAAGGAGGAUGGAAUCCGUUCUCGUCGGCAAUAAGCACCAGUUCGGCAUGGGACACGUUUUUGACACAACAGCGUGGUGAACAAGAGACAGCAACACAAGACGGCGGCGCGACUGGAGACUGGGGAAACAGACCGACAUACAGUGCGGUCCUGCAGCGUCCCUCGCGGUCGACAUCGGAGCCGCCGCCGAGUAGAUCCUCGAGGGGAUCGGUCUCGGUAAAAAUACUGCAUGGCCGAGAUCGAGCAGGAGGGUUGCAAGGCCGGGCACCUUCGAGCCAGCGUCGACAGACGUCAGUCGAGCGAGGCAACCAACCCAGCGGGCCUGGCUUUCCUGGCAGGAGACCCACCAACCGUUUCCAAAGCAUAGAUCGGACCGCGGGAGGCAGGCGAGGAGGGUGGAGGACAGACGGUCUGUCAAGGCAUGCACCGAGUACGCCGGCAGGGGAGAGGAAACCGGGGCUAGGCGGCGCGGGGAAGACCCGGCAGCGGGGUACAGGUCAGGGCGGGAGCGGUCCAGGGUCUGAGAAAGGAGGUGGAGGCGAAUCGUCGAAGGAUGUGGAAAGACGUGGUGGGGAUUCGGGGCAAACGGGCGGGAGUGGAGGGGCAAUUGGAGGUUCCGGCGGGGGCGGACGACGGCCGGGCGACGACGACAAAGACGAUGAGAAGAGGAAGAAAGGGACGGGAUCGUCGAGUGGAGGAGGGGACAGGAAACAACAGGGGAAGAAGAAGGAGGAAGCAGAGAAGAAGGAGAGGGAGAGGAAGGAGACGGAGAGGAAGGAGACGGAGAGGAAGGAGAAGGAAGAUCGAAAGAGGAAGGAGGCAGGCGAUCAACGUGGGAGCCGAGGAGUGAGCAGCGAAGCAGAACGAUCGAGUGCGGAGAAAGGAAGGAAGAAGACGGCCAAAAAAGGGGCGGAUAAGCAAACCACGAGAACCGAUGGAGGAGGCGAGGAGGCUGCCAGUCAGACCAGUACGGCGACGGAGAGUGAGAAGCGAGAUGUUGAAAAACCGAAAGACGAAGACACACGCAUGGAAGGAGACAGCAAAGGUGGUGCACCCAUAUUGUCACUUGAGGAGACUGGGAGUGGCGAAGGCGGACAGCAUGGGGCGGACGGUACUGCAACCGGUUCCGACGACGGCGAUCAGGACCAGCCUCCGGCGCCAGCCUCCGAGAAAGACGAGAGCAAACAGAAAAAGAGCGGUGCGGGAAAACGGAAGCAGAAAAAGACUGGUGGAAAGCAGGGGCGGCAGACGAAAGGCGGAGACGGUGAGCCGUCAGCUGGCGCCUCGGAAGCCGGAGCUGCGGAGACAGUGCGAUCAGUCCCGGGGGGAGACGCCCCUGAUGGAGACGGAAAACAUGUAGACAAACAGGGAGACGGCGACGCGCAGGCCGGCGCCGAGGGAACGGCGGGAGCGCCAGGGCAGCAGAGUGAACAAGGUGAGGGGGCUGAAGAGGCGGGUGAGCAGAAGACCGUCGCUGGGGCUGACGAGGCGACUGAUGAGGCGGCGGCAAAGAGGGAGGCAGAGCGAACAGGAGCUCGGCCCAAGGUGCCUUCGACAAAGUCCAAAAAGAAACCGAAGAAGAAAGGUCAGAAGGAGGAACAGCCGGAGUCGGAACCUCCAGCACCUGUCCCUGAAGAGGACACAACGCCGGCCCGCGGCAGAACCAGGCAUCGCACACAUUGGGAGGCUACAGGGGCGGGAGCAGAGGGUGGCAAGAAGGCUUCAAAACCUGCUGCUCGGUCUGCUGACGGCGGGAGAGAACAGGAUGGUGGAGCGGCUGGUGGGGUCUCAGGAAAGUUGCCGAGGGGCCCCGGAGCGAAGGCGUCGCCUUCCCCAACUGUGGAUUUCGACGCCAUGGCAUUGAGUAUAACGCGCAAGGUACAAGGCGUGCUUCGUGAUUAUCGCGAGGGAGUACAGAAUUUCCAUGAGAUGCCGGGGGGAGAACAAUUUGUGGAAAAAUCUUUCGCUGGUAGCGACGCGGGAGACGAUUUUGGUGUGGACGAUUUCUUCCUGAUUUCUAAAUUCGUGCUGUUUCAGGCGGAAACAUGUUGCCGACUUGAUGCCCUGUGCGAGGUUGCAGAUGGAUUACAUGAGCUGGAAAAAAGCAGGCAGCAAGAGGAUGGCGCGGGAUCUGACACAGCAGCACCUGGGGGAAGAGGCACGGAACCAUCGUUGCUCUCUAGUAUUGUGGAAUAUUUGCAAGACGCCAGUGAAACGGCGAGUUCAGUGGGACUACAAGUGCUGUCCAGGGAGGUUACCAUGCGAAGCGAUUCAAUAUCGCAGUGGCUUCUGCCACCAGUGCCCCACAUCGCGCUUCCACCCUUCCCCCACCAAGACGGGUACAACCCUGAUUCGAAGGAAGUUGUGUACACCGCUGAAGGAGAGCCUCUUCCAGCUUCGGAUCCCGUGAGCGUUGUUAAGAUUUUACAGGACCGCCUACGAGUCUGGAAAUCUACAGGCGCAACUAUUCUUUCAACGGUAGAGCAGCGAUGGUGGAGACCUCCCUCUGACCCAGACGAGGCAAAGAGACAACACGAGCGCACGAAAUUAGCGUUCGAUUUGGCGAGUGCGUUUGUAUCUGUGACGCUACUUGAGGAGAAAGCUGCCGAAUGGGGGCUGUCUGAUGCAGCCAACGCAAUACACGAUUCCGAUACGAGACAGAGGGUCCAGCAAGCAGCAGACCUCCUGACCGCAGCCAUCCAAGAGGAAGAAACAAUAGGCCAGAGUGCGGUGCAAGAGUAUGCAAGCAUUGUUUACGAUACAGCGAGAGCCAAUGUGAAGAACCCGGAAAAGCGAUGGGAUCCUCUCCCCAGUAACGACCAUGCACCAGACAUACAGGCCGUCAUGGAGCUACGGGGCGUGAAGGCCUCUGGGGCUUCAGCGCCGAAUCAGGAAACAACGCCGGGAACGGCCGCCGUCCCCACGACGCAGGAGGAGCAGAAAAGCGAUGAGGCCAGAGCGCCAAAGGAGUCGAGCGCCGAUACCUAA